AUGCAUUCCAAUACCACCAACAACUACGACUGCACCCCUUUGUUGUCCAAUGAUAACAACGGGGAAUCCGGCACAAGUCAGGCGGCCUCCACAAGCAACCGGAGCUGGCUUAGACGAGUGAUCAGUACUACAUCUCUUUUUGAGAAGAGUUUGUCUACAAUUCGCUCAACUGGUCUGUUCCAGGAGUCCCGCGACAACGGUCAAUUAGAUAAAGUCUCAGGUUAUCAGUGGAACGACUCCUGUUGUCAGCAGCAGUACGGAGCUAACGGUGGCUAUGCUAGCAAUAGAGUGUGUAGCACCAGAAAGGUGGAUGUAUCGGAACACUCAGCAAAAGGUAUUCGAAUUUACUGGCGUGUCAUGUAA
Molecule: messenger RNA, 363 nt
Organism: Brugia malayi
Lineage: Eukaryota; Metazoa; Nematoda; Chromadorea; Rhabditida; Onchocercidae
Exons: 4
Coding region: 1-363 (120 amino acids)
Source: RefSeq, a predicted model, not a curated record